Molecule: messenger RNA, 5740 nt
Organism: Zalophus californianus (California sea lion)
Lineage: Eukaryota; Metazoa; Chordata; Mammalia; Carnivora; Otariidae
Gene: AVPR1A
Product: arginine vasopressin receptor 1A
Exons: 2
Coding region: 1928-3193 (421 amino acids)
Biological process (GO): regulation of systemic arterial blood pressure by vasopressin; G protein-coupled receptor signaling pathway; positive regulation of vasoconstriction
Cellular component (GO): membrane
Molecular function (GO): peptide binding; vasopressin receptor activity
Source: RefSeq, a predicted model, not a curated record
AGCUUUUAAAAAAUCGUUUGCCUCCUAGGUAUCUUGAAGAAAAUGAGACAAUGCAACACAGCUUGUAGAUUUGAGAGCAUUUCCCCACACAGAACACUAUCUUACUUGAUCCUCACAAUAACCUUAUAAGUAGAUAAGGCAAAUACUUCUAUACCCAUGAUUAAGCUGUAUAAACUGAGGUUUAUAAGUCACAAUGAAGCAGGACUCCAGAGAUCGACUCCAGCACUCUUAAUGUGAUAACCUGGGGACUGGACAUGCAUAAACUGGAAAGCAAAAUGGAAUUAUCACUGAGAACUGCGCCUCAGAAAAUCUUUUGGUGUCUUUGCCUACAUUUCAUGUAUAUUUUUCCAAGACAAACUUAUACCACGUUCGCAAAACACUAAUUUUCUGACCAAAAGGUCAUGGUCGUGUAUCUACAAAGUAGAUAACCUUAUAAAGUGUUUUCUUUCUGUGGUGAAAUAGUCUGAAAACAGCUCCCCCUCGCUGUCGUUUGAAGCAUAUCUCCGCCAAAGUCAAAACGCAGAGCUCGAGCAGAGUAUUUCUGCUUUGCUCUGGACCGGCAGCUGGGCUCUAGCGGUCCAGAAUGACAAAUUAAUAGGUAUUUGGUCUCGCUUGCUUCAGAGCAUCUCUUCCUGACCGGAGACUGCAUCUUUCUCACUCCCGAGCGCAGGGAUCUGGCGAUUUUUCGCUCCCAUGUGCUGGACAGCGCUGCCUGGGUGGCCGCUCUCAGGCAGCUGCUCUUUAUCCAUCCCAAGAGAUGUCCCCACGAUUCAGCAGUAACCAGACGAAGUCCCCACGGACUACUGUGGCCCAAUUUCCGCCCAUCCCCUCUGUGGGAAUCAGGCUUUUCCCGGAGAAAACCCCAGGAAUCCAGCUCAGAGAAACUAGGCCCCCGCCCCCAACUCCAGAAAACCAGGAGACGCUCCUCUUCCCUGUUGUGGAUACACCCGCGGCAGCCAGGGACGGCUUGGGGGGGGGGGCGGGGGGGUCCGGUAGGGUAACUGAGUGCGUCCUUCCGGUCCUCAGACGUAGGUCGUAGGCAGGUUAACAAAUAGCAGGUAUCAAAGAUUUAUUGAGAAGAGAGCGCCUUUUAAGUCACCCCCAGUUGUUGCCCUGGGGUGCGGAGGGAGAGGAGCGGAGCGGGGAGAGAUGAAAUUCUCGGAGCCAAGUUGCCUAGGGAAUAAAAUUAGCCGGGGGCGGCGGGGGGGGGGCGGGGGGGAGCGGGGGUCGGUUGGCUAGUUGCGGAGGUAGAAACCCCGGCUACAGGGGGCGGGGUCGAGUUCCAAGUUCAGGCGCGCUGCUCGCGCGGAGGUGGACUCGGGAUUUCAAGGUACCGCAUUAACUACGUCUGUUGAAGUCAAAUGAGGAGUUAAGGGGGGCUUGAGGAAAUACUGGUAAGCCCAGAAAAGGCAUGGCACGUCCAGUUCUCCAAGUUUUUGUAAGAGAAGCGUGGGAAAGCGCCACCAUCCUGACUCUUAAGCCGAGGAAUCGGCGAGUCUCGCAGCCCCACCCCUGCAGCAGUGAUGCAGAGGACAAUUACCGACGUAGAGAGGAGGGGAAAAAAAAAAGAAAGAAAGAAACCCCCGGGAAAGGGGAGGAGAGAGGCGAGAGAAUAGGCACGAAGCAGUUUCCAAUCAGUGGGACGAGAGGGAGCGCCUUCUGGGGAAACGAACCCCACAUAAAUAAUUGAGUUUGGAGCCCAGUGCUUUCAGAGGCUCGGAGCGCACCUCCUGAGCGUCUUCCGAGUUGAGAAAAAAACAGAGCAGGGAAAGGGCCCAGCGACGGGACCGAGAGCAGCUCAGUUGACGGUGGGACGCUGUGCCUGCAGACGUUCGCAAGAGGGCCAGCAGAGCCCAGCGAGCCCCGAAGGCAAGGAGCCCUCGAGAGCGGAGGUGGAAAGAGAGCCGGCCUCCUGAGGAGGCGCUGCAUGGGCAGCAUGCGUAUCUCCGGAGGCCCCGCCGCAGUGUCCGCGGACAACUCCAGCCAGUGGUGGCCUCUGUCUGCCGAUGGUGCCAACCGCAGCCGGGAAGCGGAGGCGUUCGGGGAAGGCCGCAGCCCACCUGGGGACGUGCGCGACGAGGAGCUGGCCAAGGCGGAGAUCGCCGUGCUGGCUGUGACUUUCGUGGUGGCCGUCCUAGGUAACAGCAGUGUGUUGGUGGCGCUGCACCGCACGCCUCGCAAGACGUCCCGCAUGCACCUCUUCAUCCGUCACCUCAGCCUAGCCGACCUGGCUGUCGCUUUCUUCCAGGUGCUGCCGCAGAUGUGCUGGGAUAUCACCUACCGUUUCCGCGGACCCGAUGUACUGUGCCGCGUGGUGAAGCAUCUGCAGGUGUUUGGCAUGUUCGUAUCGCCCUACAUGCUGGUGGUCAUGACCGCCGACCGCUACAUUGCCGUGUGCCACCCGCUGAAGACGCUGCAACAGCCAACGCGCCGCUCGCGCCUCAUGAUCGCUGCUGCCUGGGUGCUGAGCUUCGUGCUUAGCACGCCGCAGUACUUCGUCUUCUCCAUGGUCGAGGUGGACAACGUCACCAAGACCAUUGACUGCUGGGCCACCUUCAUCCAGCCCUGGGGUCCCCGCGCCUAUGUGACUUGGAUGACGGGUGGCAUCUUCGUGGCGCCCGUGGUCAUCCUGGGCACCUGCUACGGCUUCAUCUGCUACCACAUCUGGCGCAAUGUCCGCAGAAAGACGGCUUUGCGCGGGGAGAAGGGCGCGGAGGGCGCGGGUGGCCCCUUGCAUAAGGGGUUCCUGCUCGCGCCGUGUAUCAGCAGCGUGAAAACCAUUUCCCGCGCCAAGAUCCGCACCGUGAAGAUGACUUUUGUGAUCGUGACAGUUUACAUCGUUUGCUGGGCGCCCUUCUUCAUCCUCCAGAUGUGGUCUGUCUGGGAUGAAAAACUUGUCUGGGUCGAAUCGGAAAACCCAGCCGUCACCAUCACAGCGCUAAUGGCCUCCCUGAAUAGUUGCUGCAAUCCCUGGAUCUACAUGUUUUUCAGUGGCCAUCUCCUGCAAGACUGUGUCCGGAGUUUCUCAUGCUGCCGAAGCAUGAAGCAAACAUUCAACAAAGAAGAUUCUGACAGUGUGAGCAGAAGACAGACUUCUUACACUAACAACCGAAGCCUGACCAACAGUAUGGGUACAUGGAAGGACUCGCCUAAAUUUUCCAAGUCUGUCAAAUUCAUUCCUGUUUCCACCUGAGCCCACAUUCACGCAGCCUGACUCUUGUAACCAACUUUUGGGUCCACUGGCUGAAUCCUAGAAAUCAGAACAAAUGAACUUAUAAGUGAUAAGUGUAAAUCGAUGUGUUGAGGACAAGACUGGGUUUCUAGUUGCAUUUUCACAUUGCUAUGACCAAAAGUUAUGAAUUAUUUUAUACGGGAUGCUAAUUAAAAAAAAAAAUGCUACACUAAAAUUUGCAGGCCUAAUUCCCAGAAAUAGAAGUUACAUUUCUAAAGGAAAAACCAUAACCACCCUGGCUUUACAUUCUGUUGUUGGUUUCCUUUCUUUUCUUUUAUUAUGGACAUAACUAAGGCUUGAUUGAUUUAGAAGUCAUACAAUGUUGGGGCAUUAUUUCUGAACAAAGUGAGCUCAUCAUCUUAGUGUUUGAAACGAAUUAGAAGAAACUUGAGAGAAAUUGUUUCCAUCCAAUAAAAAUGAGUUUAUGCAUCUGAAAAUGCAAUCUCACACGAUGGCCUGGAGAUGGGAAGGUGCCUUGGACAAGCAUGAGCACUUGGGGCAUAUGGACCAGGGGAUGCCUGCUUCACAGCAGAAAGAGGAAAGUUCUGUUCAAUGCUGUAAAUCACCUAAAUUUCAAAAUGAUAACUUUAGAACUGGCAUUUCCCUCCUUGUUUUAGGUUCCUCGUGUUUUAUGGGUUGUUGAAAGCACAAUUACUAAGAUGCUGAAGGGUAGAGAAGAUAUUGUCAAAUGGCCAAUAAAACCUUUAUUCUCCCCCUGCAAGGCCAUUUUAAAGUCAGAUUUGUAUAAGGAAUAUCUGAUUUUAUUAGAAGAGUAGAAAUGGAUUAUACAAGGUACUAUGUAGAUUUUCUCUAGAACAUUGUAAAUAUGUUUUGACCAGCGUUAUAAGGUGUCCUGUGUUAUGCUGGUUCAUGUGUGGGGUGUCCAGAUUAUUACUUCAUGUUUGGGGUGUCCAGAUUUAUAAAUAAGAGAAUCUUCUAAAGAGUGACUCACGUCUGGGUGGCUCAGUCGGUUAAGCGUCUGGCUCUUGGUUUCUGCUGGGGUCAUGAUCUCGGGGUCCUGAGAUCGAGCCCCGUGUGGGGCUCCACACCCAGCAGAGUCUGUUUGUCCCUCUCCCUCGACUACACACCCUCCUUUGCUCUCUUGAAUAAAUAAAUAAAUAAUCUUAAAAAAAAAGAGUGACAGGAUAUAGAAAGUCCCCUCGUGCUUAAUUAAAAGUAAUUUGGUCUUUCUUUCUAGUCUCCCACCCAUCUAACAGUUAUAUAGCAGAGGAGAGGCAUGGUUGGGUGGAUGGGGGUGGGAGAUUGGGCGGGGGGCGGAACUGUUCUGCACAUAGUAUGGUUUCCUUUGCUAUUAAAUGCAUGACUUUGACAAAUUACUUAAAGACACAUAAAGCCUUCAUUUCCUUGGCUAUACAGUAAGGUUGAUAACACCUCAUAGGGUUGUUGUGAGAACCAAAUGAAAUCAAGGGUGUGAAAAGAUCUUCAUGAACCGACGAGUACUCUAUGAAUGACCAGUUAUAGUCAUAGGGUCUUCAGAAUCGCACAGCGUUUUCCUGUUUACUUUCUAUUAACCAGAAUUUGUUGGUUUCAUGCCUGGGAUAUAAAAUCCUAAAAUUUAUAUAUAGCUCUGCUGAUUCAUUGGAAAGCGUGGCCAGAGGCCACAAAGCCUGACUCCUGCCUAACCAGAGUUUUCCAAUUUAAAGAUAGAACUUGCUUUCCUUUAAAUGCAGGUAAAUCAGAGCCAGCCAAGAGCAUAGGUUUCUUUUAUUUCUAAACAGAGAUAAAUUACAGAAUUACUUGGCUCUUCUGACUGCAUUUUUCAUUAAUGGAACCCAGUGUCGUUGUUGUUGUUGUUUUUUCCGAGCUUUUUUGUCUGGCUCCUUCUCCUUCUUAGAGAUCAUGCAAUUAUUUGAGGAUACCUGAUCAAUGUUUGUAUCCCUUAGAGGAAGCAAUAAUUAACAGCAUUAUUGUAGUGUUGUGUUUUUUUUAACUUUGUAGAUAAGAAGCUGAGGACUGUACAGCCCUGUGAGAACCUAGAAGCUUCGAUUUCCCUCCACUUCAUUCUUUUGCCUUUCCAAAUUCUCAGGCUCGCUACUCCCUGAAUGGACAUGCUUAAAAAAAGUUCACAAAUGUUUUAUAGAAAUUAAGCCCGUAGGUUUUAGAACUCUGUUUUUUAAAAAUAGCAAAUAUGUCUCUUAACAGGCACUGUUGUGAGCCACCAAUUAAAUGAAUCCGUUCUUCAUUAUUUGGGUCAUAACAGUAGCUCAGUAACCCUUCCCUUGGGACUCUGUCAGCCCUUGUGACAACUUCUCUUCAACAGUUCAAAACUAAAGUCCUUUUGGUUGGUACGAAGAUGAGCCCAUCCAGUUCCAAAAUAACAACCUCACGUUUUUUGUACAGAUUGUUUCAAAAUGUUGACGCAUACCUUCAGGCAAAACAAUUCCGUUUGAAUCUUAUUUCCAGGAACAUCUCUCAAAUAAGAUGAUAGGCAUAUCAACCUACCCAGCUGUGUUCCCUCCUUUUAAAUGCAUCAGGAGACAAGAUAAC